This is a messenger RNA of Kickxella alabastrina, 805 nucleotides long. RefSeq names its product AhpD-like protein. The record is from RefSeq and is a predicted model, not a curated record. Lineage: Eukaryota; Fungi; Kickxellomycota; Kickxellomycetes; Kickxellales; Kickxellaceae. Bases 56 to 712 code for a protein of 218 amino acids. The transcript has 2 exons.
UCUCUGCUUUAUUGCAUUUCCUUAAUAUUUUUGUACCAAAAAUAGACAAAGAACCAUGGAUUCCGAGACAUUCAGGGCCUGGAAUAAAGAGGCGCCCGAGCUAGACGCCAAUAUGCGUACAUUGGUGGCCAUAUCGACGUUGGCGUCGGCAAAUCGUCCAAGCACAAUUGCUUCGAUAGCCCAGACACAUCUCAACCAACUUGGAAAUGUUUCUGAGCAAGUUUUCUUUGUGCAUCAAACGCGCGAGUCUAUCCUCAAGAUGACAUCCAUCAUGGGAACUCCAAAGGCCAUCAAUGCAUUGUCGUCUUUCAUGAGUGUGAUAAAGCCCAACGACGCCAUUGCACACGAACUAUCAACUGCGACUUAUCCGCGAUCCAGCACCACCCCCGACUACGCCGAAACGCGCGCCCGCGGCCAAGAGCUUUUUGCUAGCAUAUAUGGGCGCCACGCAUCCCGAGUCGAAGGCAUGCUGCACUCCCUGUAUCCUGACCUCGCAGAGGUCAUUAUUGCAGAUUCUUACGGCCGCCUUCUCAGUGAAACCUAUUACCUUAAUGGGAGGGAUACCGAAUUAUGCGCUAUCGGCUCACUGGUUCCACAAGAUGUGCCCGCGCAGCUGAAGAGUCAUUGUAUUGGUGCCACGAGACUGGGUGCUUCGGAGGAAAUGGUCCAGGGUGCUUUGAGACUAGCUAAAUUCGUAUUUGCUAAAAAGUAGACGUAGGGUAUGGACAGCUUUUUUGUUUUAGCCAUAAUUGCAACAAACAUUAAAUGCAAGCACAUUAAUUUUCUGACCAAGCAACUAUUUGGG